Messenger RNA from Helicoverpa armigera (cotton bollworm), 1265 nucleotides. RefSeq names its product mitochondrial amidoxime reducing component 2-like. Gene Ontology annotation, molecular function: molybdenum ion binding; pyridoxal phosphate binding; catalytic activity. The record is from RefSeq and is a predicted model, not a curated record. Lineage: Eukaryota; Metazoa; Arthropoda; Insecta; Lepidoptera; Noctuidae. The coding region runs from base 167 to 1174 and encodes 335 amino acids. The transcript has 8 exons.
AGGCAACGCCGAACGCAGACGCCACACUCGAGACUGCAUUCAUGAGUAUUAUCUUUACUACAAUAGUACCUACUAACAGUAACAUUGCAAAGCGCGGCCUCGCCAGACAGUAUUUCAUUGAGAACAUCGUGUGACACCCGAAUUUUCCAUUCAUAUUUCAAUUAAGAUGUCCAGUAAUGUGUCAACUUAUGUGACUGCCUCGAUAACGGCAGCAGGAGUGCUGGGAAGCGCUUACUGCGCGUACCGCCUCUACCAGAACUAUCAGGACAAACCAACGAAACUACCAGAAACAUGGACGCAAGUCGGAGUUCUGAAAACACUCAGCGUGUUCCCGAUAAAGUCAUGUGCACCUAUUUUGUUGAAUCAGGCUGAAUGCACUCUUCUGGGGCUGAAAGAUGGCUGGCUCCGUGACAGAGUACUGAUGGUUGUCGAUGAGAAAAACAAUUUUAUAACAGCCAGAGUUUAUCCAGAACUGUUUGGUGUGGUACCUACUUUCAAGAGUUCGGUUCUCACCCUCAAAUGUGCAAACAUGGAGCCAGUUAGCGUUAAUCUCGCCGAGGUGGUGGCUACACAAAAGCGUACUAAAGCUGUAGUAUGGGGUGACCCAGUUCCUGUCUACCACUGUGGCCGUGAAGUCAGUGAAUGGUUCACUAAAUUGAUUAAUCGCAAUGAAAAAUACAGCCUAGUCUAUUACGCAUCUGAAAAUUGUCGUAAAAUGGUGGUCAAUGCUGAUAAGUACUACAAAUUUGGAAAGAAUGAUACGGGUGCUUUCCCAGACGAGGCAUCCUACCACCUCAUCAACGAAGCAUCGGUGGAAGAUCUGGACAGCCGCGUGGAGAACACUCGCAUCACGUCGGAACACUUCAGAGCAAACUUCUUGCUCACUGGUGCUAAGCCCUAUGACGAAGACAACUGGAAGUUUGUCAAAAUCGGCGAAAAUAUUUUUGAAGUCAUAAAGCCUUGUAUGAGAUGCCUUUUGACUACUAUCGAUCCAGAAACCGGAAUACGUGACCCCAAAGUAGAACCUCUGACAACUUUAAGAAAGUAUCGUCUAGCGGCGACCCCAGCUGAGCGUAAAGCGGCAGGAAACGCUCCACGUAUGGGAUUACAGAUGACGCUACGAAGCGGACCAGGCGGAUUAGUCUCAGUCAACGAUCCAAUUUAUGCUGCUUAAUUUUUCAUUUUUAUACUUUAAGUUAAUCUCCAGUGCCAAUUCUCAAUGUUUUAAGAUAAAGUUCAAGGAAGAUUAAAUAAAAUUUGACGAU